This is a messenger RNA of Vitis riparia (riverbank grape), 1436 nucleotides long. Its product is annotated as (S)-8-oxocitronellyl enol synthase CYC2-like. The coding region runs from base 104 to 1276 and encodes 390 amino acids. The transcript has 2 exons. The record is from RefSeq and is a predicted model, not a curated record. Lineage: Eukaryota; Viridiplantae; Streptophyta; Magnoliopsida; Vitales; Vitaceae.
AACCCCAAAAUUCACCUACUCGUCUCUCCGCUAUCCCUCUCUCUCGACUCUUUUAUCUUUUCGAUCGUCCCCCACUUUGGGCAACACAGAUAAACAGAGCAGGAUGAGUUGGUGGUGGGCUGGAGCUAUUGGCGCUGCCAAGAAGAAAUUCGAUGAGGAUGAUGCUCCGCGUGGCUUUCAAAGCGUGGGUUUGGUGAUUGGCGUCACCGGCAUCGUCGGCAACAGCCUCGCUGAAAUUCUCCCGCUCUCCGACACUCCCGGCGGUCCAUGGAAGGUUUACGGCGUGGCUCGCCGCGCACGUCCCGAUUGGAACGCCGAUCAUCCCGUCGAGUACAUCCAAUGCGACGUCUCCGAUUCAGAGGAUGCCCUCGCCAAGCUCUCGCCUCUCACCGACGUUACCCACGUCUUCUACGUCACCUGGACCAAUCGGGCCACCGAGAUUGAGAACUGCGAGGCCAACGGCACCAUGCUGCGGAACGUUCUCCGAGCGUUGAUCCCCAACGCCCCCAAUCUCCGCCACAUCUGCCUCCAAACCGGCGGCAAACACUACAUCGGACCUUUCGAGGGCUUUGGCAAGAUCAAACCCCACGAUCCCCCAUACCACGAAGAUCUACCCAGAUUGGACGCCCCUAAUUUCUACUACACUCUGGAAGACAUCCUGUUCGAAGAGUGUGAGAAGAAGGAUGAUUUGACCUGGUCCGUGCAUCGCCCCGUCAUCAUUUUCGGGUUUUCCCCAUAUAGCAUGAUGAACAUACUGGGGACUCUCUGCAUCUACGCAGCAAUCUGCAAGCACGAGGGAAUCCCCUUGAAGUUCCCUGGAAGCAAGGCGGCGUGGGACUGUUACUCAGACGCAUCGGAUGCAGAUCUAAUUGCAGAGCAACAGAUAUGGGCUGCGGUUGAUCCCUAUGCUAGAAACGAAGCCUUUAACAUCACAAAUGGGGAUUUGUUCAAGUGGAAGCAUUUGUGGAAGGUGUUGGCUGAGCAAUUUGACAUGGAAUAUGCAGAAAUUGAGGAGAGUGAACAGAAGCAAAGCAUGGUAGAGAUGAUGAAAGACAAGGGUCCGGUGUGGGAAGAGAUUGUGAGGGAGAAGGAGUUGCUUCCAACCAAACUGGAAGAUGUUGCGCAGUGGUGGUUUAUAGACCUUGUCCUGGGUGGAGAGUCUUUAUUGAGCUGCAUGAACAAGAGCAAGGAACAUGGCUUCUUGGGUUUCAGGAACUCCCGGAAUUCAUUUGUUUGGUGGAUUGACAAGAUGAGAGGUCACAAACUCAUUCCUUAAAGAGGUUCCUGCGGUUGCGCAUUCCCUUUGCUGCUUGCUGCUUGCUGCUUUUUGUGAUUGGGUUAUUAUUUUCUUAGAAGAAUGAAUAAUAUUGGAAUGAACUAGUGUUUCUUAUUAAAACAAAAACCCCUUGGAAUUCAAUCAUGCUCUUUAUUUGCCA